GAUGGGGCACGGCCGGGUGGCGGUGGAGCUGGACGGCAGCACCGGGGUGGCUGUGAUGAAGAUGGAGAACCCUCCUGUGAACAGCCUGAGCCUGGACUUCCUGACAGAGUUCGUAAUCAGCCUGGAGAAACUGGAGAAUGACCGAAGCUGCAGAGGCAUCAUUUUGACGUCGGGUGCCCCUAAAAUCUUCUCAGCUGGUCUGGAUAUUAUGGAGAUGUACGGGAAGAGCACGGAGCACUAUGCGGAGUUCUGGAGAGCUGUUCAGGAGAUGUGGCUCAGGCUGUACCAAUCCAACCUGGUGACAAUAGCGGCUAUCAAUGGGUCCAGCCCGGCAGGGGGCUGUCUGAUGGCCAUGUCCUGUGACUACAGAAUAUUGGCUGAGAACCCAAAGUACAGCAUUGGUCUGAACGAAACCCAGCUGGGGAUUGUUGCACCUUUCUGGUUUAAGGAUACAAUGGUGAACACAAUUGGAAACCGGGCCACGGAGCGCUCCCUCCAGCUGGGGCUCUUGUACUCCCCAGCGGAGGCCCACAGAAUAGGCCUGGUAGAUCAGCUGGUACCGGAAGAGAAGAUCCAGAGCACGGCUGCUGCCGUGAUGUCUCAGUGGUUAGCUAUUCCAGCGCCUGCCAGCCCAGGUCUCACAGCGAGCAUGGCAGCGGCUGAUGCGAGACACCGGCUGUGCUGGAAGGGGGUGUCCGUAGCGUGACGGGGACGGGCCUCAGACCUACGUAAUGGCAUUCUCCGUGGUCGAAACCGCGUCCUCCCGCACCUGGUGCAGAUGCCUUGACGUCCACGGAGCAGUGCUGACUUUCCCCAGCUGGGAAACUGGCUUGACCGCUGAUCUGGAAGCAGAUCCCGGAGACUGGCCCCUGGGGGUGGGGUAGUUAACGCUUGUUCUUGAUGGUGCCACUUGGGUCAAAUAGCGUUGACAGGGGGCAUUGAUUUUUAAGGCCGAAAGGGACCACUGUGAUUGUCUAGGCUGAUAUCCUGUAUGGAACAGGCCAGAGAAUUUCACCCGGUUUCCCCUGCCCUGAGUCCGGCACGUGGCUGACAGAAGCGUCUCCCUGAAAGGACUCCAGCCCAGCGUCGGGGCACCGAGAGACGGAGAAUCCACCACUUCUCUGGGGAGGCUGCCAUGGGGCUUAGUCACCCUCACUGUUAAACAUUUGUGCCUUGUUUCCAUUCACCUUUGUCUGGCUUCCGCUUCCAGCUAUUAGUUCUUGUUCUGCCUUUCCCCAUUAGAAUCAAGAGGGUGCUAGGACCCACUUUGUUUUUACCCAGGAAGGUAAUUACGCCCGGGGGUCCUCCGGCUGACAGGCAGACCUCGGGCAGUAACGUACACUGACCCCCGCACGACCAACAGUCUAACUCUCUGUU
Molecule: messenger RNA, 1377 nt
Organism: Pelodiscus sinensis (Chinese soft-shelled turtle)
Lineage: Eukaryota; Metazoa; Chordata; Testudines; Trionychidae
Source: RefSeq, a predicted model, not a curated record